AUGCCAGCCAUCCUGGUAGCCUCCAAAAUGAAGUCGGGACUACCUAAACCCGUACACAGCGCUGCUCCAAUCCUGCAUGUCCCAACGGCCAGGACCAUCCCACAGCCCUGUUACCUGAAGUUUGGGAACAAGGUGGAGGUGACGAAGCCAUUGUAUUCCAGCCAGAUUCCUCUCAAAUCUUCCAAUGGACAAGAAAACGCAGGAGAUGGCCUCCCAGCAAGGAAGAGUAGCUCGAUAGAAAAUGGAUUUGACACACAGAUUUAUACGGAUUGGGCUAAUCACUAUCUAGCAAAAUCUGGUCACAAGAGAUUGAUAAAGGAUCUACAGCAAGAUGUGACUGAUGGAGUCCUGCUAGCUGAAAUAAUCGAAGUUGUAGCAAAUGAGAAGAUUGAAGACAUCAAUGGCUGCCCAAAAAAUAGGUCUCAAAUGAUUGAAAACAUAGACGCAUGCCUGAGUUUCUUGGCUGCUAAGGGGAUUAACAUCCAGGGGCUGUCAGCAGAAGAAAUCAGGAAUGGGAAUCUAAAGGCCAUCCUGGGCCUGUUCUUCAGCCUGUCUCGGUACAAGCAGCAGCAGCAGCAGCCCCAGCACCAUCCAUCCCAGCAAGCAGGGCCUCCAUCUCAGUGCCAGGUGGGGGUCCCUCAGCAGCAGGUGCCAGCUCUGCUCCACAGUCCAUGCCAGCAGCCCCAACAAGCUGUGCAGCAUCAGUUCAAAGCACAACCAGAAAUGCAGUCCAGUGCAUCUCCCAGGGACUCAUCUCAAAGCAAAAUCAUCCAAUUCACUCUUGGUCAGAAAAGGUCUUCUAGACUUCCAGGUCCCACCAUGAGGGUGUCCGCUGCAGGCAGCGAGGCCAAAGCUCGUGGUUCCAUCAGUGCCAACAACCGACGCAGCCAGAGCUUUAACAACUACGACAAAUCUAAGCCUGGGCUUCUCCCUCCAACCCCAACAAGCAGCAAUGACAAAGAGCCUGCAGACAGCACGGCCUCCCAGCCCACAGGAAUGAAUGAAAAUGUCUCAUCCUCAGUACAAAGCUGCGGCAGUGCUGUUCCUUGCAAUAACUCCUCAGCCAUCCCUCAGCCCAGCUCUGCUAUUAAACCUUGGCGCAGCAAGUCCCUCAGUGCCAAGCACACAGCGACGUCUUCCAUGCUAUCCGUGAAGCAGCCAGCAGUGGAGCCUCCAAAGCCGCCCUCGGAAAUCGCCAAAACAGCUCCCAACGGUCAAAAAUCCAUGCUGGAAAAACUAAAACUCUUCAACAGCAAAGGGGGUUCCAAAGCAGGAGUGUCCGGGACAACGCUGGAGUGUCCGGGCUCUCGGGACAACAGCUGUGAAAAGCUGGAGGUGCUUCUCAGCUUUGAGGAGAGCGAAGAAAUUGAUACCACCAACCAGAAUGUGAACAACCUGGGAUCGAUGUCCAACAGCCCCAAAAUUGCACUCAAGGGAAUUGCACAAAGGACUUUCAGCCGCGCACUGACUAAUAAGAAAAGUUCUCCAAAGGGUAAUGAGAAGGAGAAAGAGAAACAAAAAGAGAAAGAAAAGGAUAAAAGUAAAGAUAUUACAAAGAGAACAUCUAUCACCGAGAAGCUAGAGCUGAAGGCGGAACCUAAAGAAGAACAGACAGCACUAACAACAACAACAGAGAUGCCAAAAAAGUCCUCCAAGAUCGCAAGCUUUAUCCCUAAAGGAGGGAAGCUGAACAGUGCCAAGAAGGAGGCCUCUGCCCCUUCGCACAGCGGAAUACCAAAACCAGGAAUGAAAAACACCACAGGGAAAUCCUCAACUGCCCCUGUUCCUGCAAAGGAAGGCGAGAGGAGCCGUGGCGGGAAAGCCAGCUCAGGGCUCUCGCAUCAGAAGUCCCAGCUGGACAGCCGUCAUUCCAGCUCCUCCUCCAGCCUGGCUUCCUCCGAGGGGAAGGGCGUCGGGGGCCUGCACAGCAGCAGCAGCAGCCAGGCUGUCAACGGGCCCGCGGUGACCACGCACACCACGGGCAGCAACACCGUGAGCGUGCAGCUACCUCAUCCCCAGCAGCAAUACAGCCACCCCAACACCGCCACCGUCGCGCCCUUCAUGUACAGAUCUCAGACAGACAAUGAAGGGAAUGUAACAGCUGAGGCCAGCACAGGAGGGGUCAGCAUGGAUUCUGCUCUUUAUGUCAAAACUGCCCAGCCUGCCCUCGAGGACCUCUCAGGAGAGGAUCCGGAGACACGGCGGCUGCGAACUGUGAAGAACAUCGCUGACCUUCGGCAGAACCUGGAGGAAACCAUGUCCAGUUUGCGGGGAACCCAGGUCACCCACAGCACAUUGGAGACCACGUUUGACACAAACGUCACCACCGAGAUCAGCGGUCGCAGCAUCCUCAGCCUGACAGGGCGGCCAACGCCGCUGUCCUGGCGGCUGGGCCAGUCCAGCCCGCGGCUGCAGGCCGGCGACGCGCCAUCCACGGGCAACGGCUACCCGCCGCGGGGCAACGCCAGCCGCUUCGUCAGCGCGGAGCCGGGCGCCACGCGCUACCUGUACUCGGCGCCGCUGCGGCGGCAGCUGGCCACGCGCGGCAGCGGCAUCUGCCACGUGGACAUCGCUGACAAGGCUGGCGACGACAUCGACCUCGAAGGCAUCGCCAUGGAUGCCACUGGCUACAUGAGCGACGGUGAUGUGCUGGGCAAGAACAUCAGGGCUGAUGACAUCACCAGUGGGUACCUGACGGACGGCGGGCUGGGGCUGUACACGCGGCGGCUGAACCGGCUGCCCGAAGGCAUGGCCACGGUGCGGGAGACGCUGCAGCGCAGCACGGCCUUGAGGCUUGGUGACGCCGACAGCUGGGAUGACAGCAGCUCUGUCAGCAGUGGGAUCAGUGACACAAUAGAUAAUCUCAGUACUGAUGACAUUAACACCAGCUCCUCUAUCAGCUCCUAUGCCAACACACCUGCCUCCUCCCGCAAGAACUUAGAUGCACAGACCGAUGCAGAAAAGCAUUCCCAGGUGGAGCGGAAUUCCUUAUGGUCCAGUGAUGAAGUCAAGAAAUCUGAUGGGGGAUCUGAUAGCGGCAUAAAAAUGGAGCCGGGAUCCAAAUGGAGGCGGAAUCCCUCUGAUGUGUCAGAUGAGUCUGAUAAAAGCACUUCUGGUAGGAAGAACACUGUUAUUUCCCAGACGGGCUCCUGGCGACGGGGCAUGUCAGCUCAGGUUGGCAUUACCACACCAAGGCCUAAACCUUCAACCACCUCAGGCAUGUUAAAGACACCUGGAACAGGGAAAACUGAUGACGCCAAGGUAUCAGAAAAGGGUAGACUAUCUCCUAAAGCUGGACAUGUUAAACGUUCCCCAUCAGAUGCAGGACGCAGCAGUGGUGAUGAAUCCAAAAAGCUUCCCACAAGUAACUCUAGGACAGCUGCUGCUAAUGCUAAUACUUUUGGAUUUAAGAAACAGAGUGGGUCAGCCAUAGGCAUGACCAUAAUCACUGCCAGUGGGGCAACUCUCACCAGUAGAUCGGCUACCUUGGGAAAGAUCCCCAAGUCAUCUGGACUCAUGGGUAGGACCACUGGUCGGAAGACUAGUGUUGAUGGCUCCCAGAACCAGGAUGAUGGCUACUUAGCACUUAGUGCACGAACUAAUCUGCAGUACCGUAGCUUACCCCGGCCCAGUAAAUCCAGUAGCAGAAGUGGAGCUGGGAAUAGAUCUAGCACGAGUAGCAUAGACUCCAACAUAAGCAGCAAGUCAGCUGGGUUGCUUGUCCCUAAAAUCAGAGAGCCUGCCAAGGUUAUCCUUGGAAGCUCUCUGCCAGGAUUAGUCAAUCAGACUGAUAAAGAGAAAGGGAUUUCGUCUGACAACGAAAGCGUGGCUUCAUGUAAUUCUGUUAAAGUGAACCCUGCAUCACAGCCUGCUGCUAGCGGAGCUCAGAGUACCCACCAGCAAGGAGUCAAGUACCCCGAUGUGGCCUCUCCCACUCUGCGCAGACUUUUUGGUGGCAAGCCUAGUAAACAAGUUCCCAUCACAACAGCUGAAAAUAUGAAAAACUCAGUAGUGAUCUCCAACCCUCACGCUACCAUGAAUCAGCAGGGUAACCUUGACUCCCCAUCUGGCAGUGGUGUGCUGAGCAGUGGGGGCAGCAGUCCCCUCUAUGGUAAAAACACUGAUCUCAACCAGUCUCCACUGGCUUCCAGCCCCAGUUCUGCACACUCGGCUCCUUCCAACAGUUUGACAUGGGGUACCAACGCCAGUAGUUCUUCUGCAGUUAGCAAGGAUGGUAUUGGAUACCAGUCUGUCAGCAGCCUUCACACCAGCUGCGAAUCCAUAGACAUCUCCCUGAGCAGUGGAGGUGGGCUGAGCCACAACUCCUCCAGUGGCUUGAUUCCAGCCUCCAAGGAUGAUUCUCUGACUCCCUUCGUCCGAACCAACAGUGUUAAGACUACGUUGUCUGAAAGCCCUCUUUCUUCCCCUGCUGCUAGCCCCAAAUUCUGCCGAAAUACUUUGCCCAGGAGACAGGACAGCGACCCACAUCUUGAUAGGAACACUUUGCCUAAGAAGGGACUCAGGUAUACUCCAUCCUCCCAGCUCCGCAGUCAAGAGGAUGCAAAGGAAUGGCUCCGGUCCCAUUCAGCAGGAGGAUUGCAGGAUACUGCUGCCAAUUCUCCAUUUUCAUCUGGAUCCAGCAUAACUUCACCCUCUGGAACUAGAUUCAACUUCUCGCAGCUUGCGAGCCCCACGAGCGCGGCGCAGAUGAGCCUGUCCAACCCCAGCAUGCUGCGCACGCACAGCCUGUCCAACGCCGACGGCCCCUACGACCCCUACGGCGACACGCGCCUCCGCAACAGCUCCAUGUCCCUGGACGAGAAGAGCCGCACCAUGAGCCGCUCCGGCUCCUUCCGCGACGGCUUCGAGGAGGUGCAUGGCUCUUCUCUCUCUUUGGUGUCCAGUACAUCAUCUAUUUAUUCUACACCUGAAGAGAAGUGCCAGUCAGAGAUUCGCAAGCUGCGGAGAGAAUUGGAUGCAUCCCAAGAAAAAGUGUCAGCUCUGACAACUCAGCUGACUGCUAAUGCUCACCUGGUGGCAGCUUUUGAGCAGAGCCUGGGGAACAUGACAAUCCGAUUGCAGAGCCUGACCAUGACAGCAGAACAAAAGGACUCGGAACUGAAUGAGCUAAGGAAGACAAUUGAGCUCCUGAAGAAACAAAAUGCUGCUGCUCAGGCUGCCAUCAAUGGAGUCAUCAACACACCUGAGCUCAACUGCAAAGGUCCUGGAGCUGCUCAGCCCACGGACCUGCGGAUCCGGAGGCAGCACUCCUCGGACAGUGUCUCCAGCAUUAACAGUGCCACCAGCCACUCCAGUGUGGGCAGCAACAUCGAGAGCGACUCCAAGAAAAAGAAGAGGAAGAACUGGGUCAAUGAGUUACGCAGCUCCUUCAAGCAAGCUUUUGGGAAAAAGAAAUCUCCCAAGUCAGCAUCUUCUCAUUCAGACAUUGAGGAGAUGACUGAUUCUUCCUUACCUUCCUCACCAAAGCUACCACACCACAACACCACUGUUUCAACACCACUGCUGAGAGCUUCCCAUUCCAAUUCCCUUAUUUCGGAGUGCACGGACAGCGAGGCUGAGACGGUGCUGCAGCUGCGCAACGAGCUGCGGGACAAGGAGAUGAAGCUGACAGACAUCCGCCUGGAGGCCCUCAGCUCUGCCCACCAGCUGGACCAGCUGCGCGAGGCCAUGAACAGGAUGCAGACUGAGAUUGAAAAGUUAAAAGCAGAGAAUGAUCGGCUGAAAUCUGAAAACCACGGCAGCUGUAGCAGGGCUCAGUCUCAGGUUUCCAUCUCCUCCUCUCCCAGACACUCAGUGGGUCUCUCUCAACACAGCCUGAACCUCACGGAGUCAACCAGUCUCGACAUGCUCUUGGAUGACACUGGAGAUGGCUCUGCCCGGAAAGAAGGCGGCAGGCACGUCAAAAUAGUUGUCAACUUCCAGGACGAGAUGAAAUGGAAGGAGGAUUCCAGGCCUCGCACCUUCCUCAUAGGCUGCAUUGGAGUCAGUGGGAAGACCAAGUGGGAUGUUCUGGAUGGGGUUGUAAGACGCCUGUUUAAGGAGUACAUCAUCCACGUGGAUCCCGUGAGCCAGCUGGGGCUGAACUCAGACAGCGUUCUGGGCUACAGCAUCGGGGAAAUCAGGCGCACCAACAGCGCUGAGACCCCGGAGCUGCUGCCCUGUGGGUACCUGGUUGGAGAAAACAACACUAUCUCAGUUACCAUCAAAGGUAUCUGUGAGAACAGCCUGGACGGGCUGGUGUUUGAGUCGCUGAUCCCCAAGCCCAUCCUGCAGCGCUACGUGUCCCUGCUGAUGGAGCACAGGAGGAUCAUCCUGUCUGGCCCCAGUGGCACGGGCAAAACUUACCUGGCCAACCGCCUGUCUGAGUACAUGGUGCUCAGGGAGGGCAGGGAGCUGGCCGAGGGCAUCAUCGCCACCUUCAACGUCGACCACAAAUCCAGCAAGGAACUCCGCCAGUACCUGUCCAACCUGGCAGACCAGUGCAACAGUGAAAAUAAUGCUGUGGAUAUGCCUCUUGUCAUCAUUUUGGAUAAUUUGCACCAUGUUAGCUCCCUAGGAGAGAUCUUUAAUGGACUCCUAAACUGCAAGUACCACAAAUGUCCGUAUAUUAUUGGCACAAUGAACCAAGCCACCUCCUCCACACCUAAUCUUCAACUUCACCAUAAUUUCAGAUGGGUGCUGUGUGCAAACCACACUGAGCCAGUCAAAGGCUUUCUCGGCCGUUUCCUGAGAAGAAAACUGAUUGAAACAGAGAUCAGUGGCAGGAUGAGGAAUGCAGAGCUGGUUAAGAUUAUUGAUUGGAUUCCCAAGGUCUGGCAACAUCUGAACAAAUUCUUGGAGGCUCACAGCUCCUCUGAUGUUACUAUUGGUCCACGGCUCUUCCUUUCCUGUCCAAUAGAUGUAGAUGGUUCUAGAGUUUGGUUCACUGACUUGUGGAACUACUCCAUCAUUCCAUAUCUUCUGGAGGCAGUAAGAGAAGGGCUACAGUUGUAUGGGAGGAGAGCGCCCUGGGAGGAUCCUGCCAAGUGGGUCAUGGACACCUACCCCUGGGCAGCCAGCCCCCAGCACCACGAGUGGCCUCCUCUGCUCCAGCUGCGGCCCGAGGAUGUGGGCUUUGAUGGCUACUCCGUGUCCCGGGAAGGCUCCACCAGCAAACAAGUUCCAGUGAGUGAUGCUGAAGGAGAUCCUCUGAUGAACAUGCUAAUGAGACUGCAGGAGGCAGCCAACUACUCCAGUCCCCAGAGUUAUGACAGCGACUCCAACAGCAACAGCCAUCACGAUGACAUCCUGGAUUCCUCUCUGGAGUCAACAUUGUGAUCUCCCUCAGACAGAAGUUGUUUCCACUUGGCAAGAGCCCUGAUCACAGACUGAUGAAAAGAAUAUGUUCCUGGGCUGGAAUCUCAGUAUUAAGAGCUGCAAGAACAAGACACUUGGAGCAAUCUUGAACCUGGGUGCAGGCAACCCAAGUGACCUUUCUAUUGUUUUUAUUUUGGCGAUGAUGAGAACUGCACUACUUCUUUGUUUCCUUCUUUUUAGUUGCUGUAAGCUCUCAUGCCUAAGAUCCUGAAGAUAUUAAAAAUAGUCAUCAUUACUAAGUCGAAGGGACUGGGGUGGGGGGCAACGUCACAGCUGUGAAGCAAAUAGCUUUGUGCCAUGUGCUGUCUGGAAAGAGAGGGGAGAGGGAAUAUUUGCCUAUGCUGCUUCUGACCAAACACAUUUACGUGAGGGCUGGACUAUUACAAAUCAGCUUUGUGGGUUAAACUCAGCUUCAUAUAUUUCUGGUGCUAUAAAAAUAUCGCUUGCCUCUAUAAUAAUACUCAAUGAAGGCAAAGCUGCAAAACAGGAAAGUUUGAAUAAAUAUUAAAAAAAGAGAAAAGGAGAAAAAGAAACUAAAACAAAAAGCGCUGCUCUCCUUGCCAGUCUGAGACCUUGGCUUUCUUUCAUUGUGUGUUUAUAAAGAUUAUAUAUAUAUAAAUAGGAAUAUAUAAAAAUAUAUAUACAGUCUGAAUCUGAACAAAUCAGGUUUUUUUCAAACACUGUGUAGCAAUCACUCCUGCUACAAGUGAAAGAUCAGGUAGCCUUUUGCUAGUCAGGGCCCAAUUCUCUUCCCACUUACAUCUACACCACCAGCUGGACUGACUUCUGUGGCAUUUACACCCCACUAAUCCACCCUGAAGAGAGGGGGCUUCCCACCUUCACAGAAGUCAGUGGCAGGGCUGUGCCCCAUGGAGUCCUACAGCUCCAGAGGACCCUUGGCAGUGCACAGGUAUGGUGA
Molecule: messenger RNA, 8296 nt
Organism: Vidua chalybeata
Lineage: Eukaryota; Metazoa; Chordata; Aves; Passeriformes; Viduidae
Gene: NAV2
Product: neuron navigator 2
Exons: 40
Coding region: 1-7338 (2445 amino acids)
Biological process (GO): neurogenesis; nervous system development
Molecular function (GO): protein binding; ATP binding; ATP hydrolysis activity
Source: RefSeq, a predicted model, not a curated record